This is a messenger RNA of Sinocyclocheilus rhinocerous, 826 nucleotides long. RefSeq lists its product as uncharacterized. The record is from RefSeq and is a predicted model, not a curated record. Lineage: Eukaryota; Metazoa; Chordata; Actinopteri; Cypriniformes; Cyprinidae. The transcript has 3 exons. Bases 4 to 666 code for a protein of 220 amino acids.
GACAUGCAAAAUGUGCAGUGUUGGGGUGCCUCCAGGACCAGGGUUGGGAACCACUGCCUUAAAGAAUCUGCUAUGAAGGACUUUCACAUCCCGUUUUGGCGCCUCAAAUAUUUCCCCUACGUCAGAUUCAGGUUCGAUGAAAACGGAGUGGUCAAUGAGACAUCUACUGCCUCAUGGCAGGUAAAGUUAGUCAAGUUAGAGAAAUCCUGCUGUCCUGGUCACUGCAGUUCCCGAGCGGUUUUCAGAUUACUCAUUAAUGUGCAUGGAACGGAUUUAAAUAACAGGGCUUCAUCGCCAGCAGCCUCCAUCAUCCAUCCAAUUGGUGAGGGACAUCAUCAGAAGAAAUGUCGUGCAGACACUCAAGAACACAGCUCUCAAGAAACUGAGAAGCAGAUGGACGACACCAUCUUACAGACUCAACGCAUGGAAAUAGACAAGGAGGAAUCUGAGAGUCCUUUCCAUCAGAAGGAACAAAGCCUUUUGAGAAGAGCCAUCAAAAUUCUUCUCGUCUUGUUCAUUAUUUUGGGAGUAAUUGUUAUUUUCAUGAUUGCCUGCCAAUAUGUUUAUCUGGAGUGGGAAAGAAUCGUAAGGUCACGGAGUCUUAACAAAUGCAUGAAUGGCUUUGAAAAACUGCGCUUUGUUGGAAUGUACAAUCCACCCAUAUGAACAUAUGAACCCAUAUUGCCUUCAGCACUCAAUAAAGCGUAUCAAAAUGUCCUCUCGCGGUUUGAAUAGUGUUUGUUUUUUCUAUGUAUUGUUUCUAUAUAUCUGUAUUUGCAUGUGUUAAAAUGUCAAUAAACAUGGAUCAAUAACAAUGCAGGAAACU